AUGCGUUCCUUCCUCAUUGCUCCCGUCGCCAUCAUCGUCCUGUUCGCUGUGUCUGUCCUCGGGCUCCCGAAUCCAAGGCCCGAGAUCAACCAGAAUUCCGCCCGCACCAAUGGUGGCGCCCUUGACGUGCUCGAGCGCAGGUUUGAGAAACCCACCUGGGCAUCGCACCUCCUGUUUGACCCCCGCUCCAUUUACGGGCGCGACGUUUCAGAAGUGCGUCGCGCGGUGCCUGCAGGCAGUGAGGCCCUCAACUGGAACAAGAUUGGGCACACCGUCGGUGGGAUCAUCGGCGAACACAUCAAGCGCGAGGACCCUGUCUUUGCGCGUGGUUUCGAGGACGAGCUUCGUUCCCGAGUCUUUGAAGACAAGCUGAUCGCUCGUGCGGCAGAGGAGAGCGAGGCGAUUAACUGGAACGCAGUCAGGCACGGCAUGUGGAGGUUGAAUGAGAUCUAUUGA
Molecule: messenger RNA, 456 nt
Organism: Fibroporia radiculosa
Lineage: Eukaryota; Fungi; Basidiomycota; Agaricomycetes; Polyporales; Fibroporiaceae
Exons: 2
Coding region: 1-456 (151 amino acids)
Source: RefSeq, a predicted model, not a curated record